AUGGCAAGAGUAUUCAAUCUUUUCAAAUCUUUUCUCAGGGAUAAAGUUGUACCAGGAUCUCUCCCAUGCCAAUUAGGGCACAAAGAAAGGAAGUUGAGUGCUUCACAAAUUCAAGCCUUCCAAGAUGCCUACAACUUCUUUACCAAGGAUAAAACCUGCUGUAUUGAUUUUCAUGGAAUGAUGUGCACUUUAGCUAAAGUGGGAAUGCAUCUAACCAAGCAUGAUGUCUAUAAUGAAUUAAAAUAUGCUGAUAUUGACGGAGAUGGGAAAGUGAAUUUCUCAGACUUUAUAAAGGUGCUAACAGAUAAGGACCGCUUCCUUAGAGCUGUGGUUCCAGAAAAAGACAAGUGUUUAGAUUUUGCUGGCAACCCAGGGAUCCUGUUGUUUGAAAUUCUAUCAAAGCUUGUAGAGAUUUCAGCCUUACCCAGAAAGGCUAUAAUAGAAUUAGUAAGCUAUUUUCAAAGAAAAUUCCAAGAAACCACUGCAGGAAUAUUGUGGAAUCCCUCCCCUACAGAUUAUAGAAAAAGGAGAUUUAAGACAGACAUAUGCACACCUCUGACCUCAAGCACAACUGCCUUUGCUAAUGCUACUCGGAUUGCAAUAAUGAAAGAAAAGGAUUUAUUCAAAUAUCUUGAGGAGCUCAGGAGAUGCAAUCCUCCUUCAGAUAACCCAUAUUCAAAAAUACCCGUCUUUCCGUUGUUUCCUAAUAUGGAUGGGCUGGUAGUGGGAAAGCCAUUCAAAGACAUGCAUAAAUUAGAAAUGCUUAGGAGAAAGGAGCCUCUGAGUUUUUUUGAUAACUACUUUUUCCAUAAAAGAGAUUGGAAAACACAGGCAGCAAAUAUAAAGCUUACCGACUCUCCCUCCGGCUACCCAACUGAGAUCCUCACCAUUGACCAAAUGUUGAAGAAAAAGCAGAAAUGGACAGUGACUGAGGCAGCUGCUCUUAAACCGCAUGUGAAGAGAGCUAUAGAAAUCUAUAACUUAGGAACUGCUCUUGAGCACCGGAAAGAAAUGCUAAAUUUCUGGCAUAAGAUCCGAGGGGAUUUGGUUGGAGUAGACACUAAAAAUGAGUCCUUUUAUGAAACCUUUUCUACUUAUACAUGGUCCUGGAAUGUUUGCCAAGAAUUACUUUCCCCAAAGGACUUAAGGUUGUUUGAUGCCUGCAUGCAUAGAAAUUCCUUCCACAAUUCUUCAGUCCCUUCCUCUUCGGAUACCAGUGAAUGUGACAUAGAAACAGGAAGAAAAAGAAAACGGAAAGGUUUCAAAGGGUCUCGACAAUGAAAUUUCUACAUUUUCUAAGCAGCUCAUUUCACUCUACUUUUUCAUAGAUAUCAAAAUUAUGGUUCUUUGAUUUUUAGUACAUUCUUAGCAGCUGGAAAUGUUGACAUCUUUUAAAUUCUAACCAGUAAAAAGUUUAAGUCAUAAUAUGGCUUCCCUUUUCUAAUUGUUUCUAGUAAAUAAAUGUCAUUCAGUUAUUUCCCUAGCAACCAGCUGCCCUCUGCUGCCCCCAUCUGGCUCUGGCUCAACACUGCCUGGGCAGGAGAAAAACUGAAAGCAGGCACUUACCUGGACACAGAGCUAUUUACCCUUGUGAGCUCCUAAGGGCCCUCUCAGCAAUAAACAUCUGAGUUUAUGUGACUAUAAAUGGCAUUAGGGUCUUUUUUUUUAUUUGCCAGGGUAGCCUGAGGCAGUGGAUGACAAUGACCUUUCCGUUUCAGGGAAUAUCACCAUUCCCCAGGGAGUCUUGACUAAAUGUGGGUGUUCCUAAGGCUCAUUUAGCCACAUACCUUCAGGCCCUCUUAAAAACAGCCCU
Molecule: messenger RNA, 1813 nt
Organism: Myotis myotis
Lineage: Eukaryota; Metazoa; Chordata; Mammalia; Chiroptera; Vespertilionidae
Gene: EFCAB3
Product: EF-hand calcium binding domain 3
Exons: 9
Coding region: 1-1281 (426 amino acids)
Molecular function (GO): calcium ion binding
Source: RefSeq, a predicted model, not a curated record